AUGAAAGAAAGCAGCCAAGUAGCAGACCACUACAACAACAUAAAGAGCAUAGGAGUGAAAAGCAGAAGCUCCUCAGAAAUCAUUGCAAUUCGCGAGGUUAACAACUUUCUGAAGCUGAAGCUCAUACAGAAAUUUCUCAAGGAAAACGCAGUUGUGCUGGACUUAGGCUGUGGGAAGGGGGGCGAUCUGAGCAAGCUGAAGCACCGCUCGGUCAAGCACUACUAUGGGUGCGACAUAGCAAAGGGCUCUCUGAAAGAGGCUCUGAGCAGAUCCAUGACGCACAGCUUUAAAACAGACUUUCUGGAGGUGGACUUCACAAAAAAAAAGAUCAUCAUAGAGCAGAAGGCGGACCUCGUGAUGGCGCAGUUUAGCUUCCACUACUGCUUUGCGUCGGAGAUUUGCGUGCGCAGGGCUGUGAUGAACGUGUGCAACAACCUCAAGCCAGGCGGAUUUUUCAUCAUGACAGUUCCGUGCAAGUCCGUCAUCACAAGAAGGUCGAAAAGAAACCCAGAAACUGGCUCUUUUGGAAACACCCUGUACAAAAUAAUUCCGAAAGAGCCUUUCAGCAUCAACGGCCUCUUUGGGGAAAGCUAUGACUUCUACUUGGAAGAAGCCCUCACCGGGUGCGAGGAGUAUCUGACCGAUAUAAACUACUUGACAAAGCUUUUUGCACAGAACGGGCUGAAAAAGGUUUUUGACAUAGACUUUCUCUCGUUUCUAAACAAGGAGAUGGUGAGCGACAACCCCACAUAUCUAAGAAUGGUCAAGAGAAUGCUGUGCAAGGAGGAGAUCCAAAUAAUAGAGCUGUACAGAGCAGUUGCGUAUAAAAAGCUGUGA
Nematocida major is the source of this 837-nucleotide messenger RNA. Its product is annotated as mRNA (guanine-N7-)-methyltransferase. NCBI's taxonomy places the organism in Eukaryota, Fungi, Microsporidia. Bases 1 to 837 code for a protein of 278 amino acids. The record is from RefSeq and is a predicted model, not a curated record. Gene Ontology annotation, molecular function: mRNA 5'-cap (guanine-N7-)-methyltransferase activity. Gene Ontology annotation, biological process: 7-methylguanosine mRNA capping. Gene Ontology annotation, cellular component: nucleus. The transcript has a single exon.